This is a messenger RNA of Zygosaccharomyces rouxii, 2142 nucleotides long. It is a transcript of the gene SPC72, whose product is annotated as gamma-tubulin complex subunit SPC72. The transcript has a single exon. The record is from RefSeq and is a predicted model, not a curated record. Bases 1 to 2142 code for a protein of 713 amino acids. Lineage: Eukaryota; Fungi; Ascomycota; Saccharomycetes; Saccharomycetales; Saccharomycetaceae.
AUGGAUUCGGUAGAGAUUCAAACUCGAUCAACGACCAACUCAAGGUCUAAUAGUAAUGAUAUGACACAUCACUCUAACCCUGACGCUCGAAUAAGGCUACAGAAAGAUUCCUCGGAUGUCGAGGAUAAUUACGAUAAUGAUGAGACCUCAGGAUUUACAUUACCGCAGUUAAAAGAUUCUAUGACACCAUGGAGAGCUAAUGAUAGACCAGUUGCAGAUAAGAAGCACAAUACGUCACUUGAUGUAGUAUCGCCCAUAAAUUCAAGACCUGCUACGAGAAAUUCACUUUUCUCCAUUGAUGGUGCAUAUACUGUGGCAUCUUCAUCCGCCUCGAAUGAAGUAGACAAUUUGCAGAGGCAAUUGACGAUCUAUAAAUUAAAGGUAAGGGCGCUUUUAGAACUAAUCAAACAAUUUAACUACAUUGGAGAUGACGUGGAAAAUAGUACUGGAGGUGAUAACGAUGGAUUUUACCAAAAACUAAUCUCUACUAUUGCCCAAAAUGAUGAUGUAGAAGAAUUGAAAACCCAAAUGCAUGGUUUGGAAAUAGGUUCAGAUGUAAAGACGGAAACAAUACGAGAAUUGAGAGAUCAAUUGACAGAGAUGGAAAGCCGUUGGAAACAGACAAAGGAGGAACAUGCUGAAACUUUAGAAUACGCUAAUGAAUACAUUGGGCUCAACGAACAAAUUACAACUUGCAUUGAUGAAUUGCUAAAUCUACUCAUGGAGAAUUUAGAACUAUCACCAGAAGAGACCAAAAAUUUGCAAGAUGCUAAAAACACUUCACCUGAAUUCGCGAUGGCAAAGAUGAAUGCUCUAUCUGUAACAUUGGGUAAAAUUCUUAGGGACCUGCACGAAAAGAGGAAAUCGGAAAAAGAUAACAUAGCCGCCAUAGCCAAUAGUACGGAAUUGGAAGCAGAAGGAGAGCCAUUAGCUAAGAAUGAUUCUGGAAAUGAAUCUGUCAUGGACACCCAAUUUGAAAUAGCAAUUGAAGGAAUUCAUGAACAAUAUGAUAAUUUCGUCAAAAGUAUACAGGCAAAAUUGGAUAAGUCUGCCCAAUUAGAGAAAACUCUUGCUGGCAAAUUGGCUCAACAGACCGAAAUCUUAAAAUCUAUAGAGGAAGAAUCUCGAAAUAAGGAUCAAUUAAAUUCAAAAGAUUCUAGAAGGCGUGCCUCGUUUCUUUCGGACAUUAGUGAUUUGGGAAGACGUGCAAGUGUAGAUCUAUCCAAAUCUUAUCAAGAGCAUGUCGAUGGUUUAAACCAUUUGGUACAAACUUUAAAAUCUUCCAUAGCUGAAAAGAACCAGGAGUUAGGGCAGCUACGAUUACAAUUACAAGAUCAAGAUCAAUUAGUCAAAAGGGAACAACGAUCGAGGCUAGAUCUAAAAACCCUAGAGGAUCUGACAAACCAAAAGGAAAAGACUUGGGAAGAAUUUGUUAACAGUUUGGAGGAGAGCAUAGAAACCUUCCAACUGGAAAAGCAAGAUUUGUUGGAGGAGAAUGAUCAAUUAAGAAGGGAAAAUUCCAAAUUAGAUGAAGCUCUGGAGAAGAUAGCUCAAAAGACCGAAGCUUAUCAAGAACAAAGACAUCAGUUGAAUAAUAAAAUAAGGACAAUGACAGAUGAAUUGGUGGGUUUAAAAGAUGAAAACAGUGCAUUGCAUAAGUUGGUAUUCAAUGUAGAAAAUAUUAACAAAACUAUUCAUAAGCAAAAAUCUGAAUUUACCAAAUUCCAAGCACAUCUUUUACUCCAUCUAGAAAAUGUUUACAAGACAUUAAGCAAAAUCUUACAAAAAAAAUCCAUAGAUCAAUCGAAACACAAAUUAGAGGUCUUACGUCAGAUGAACGAUUUAUCUCAAAUGAGAAACAUGCAACCAAAAUUAGAAUCACUUUACAAUUUCAUCGAAACAGCUUUGGAAUCAGUUGUGGAAUCGUAUAUGAUGGUUAUAAUAGCGGAAAAGGACAAACAACACACGGGAAGAGGUCAUGAAAGGGAAAUGCAAUUGAGAAUUGAAGAGUUGGAAAGAAAAUGGGUCUCAGAAAGAGAACGUCGUAAAUUGGAUAGCAAUGCAGCUGAAGUACAAAUAAGUAAGUUAGAAGCUGAAAACGAAGCACUCAGGGAGAAACUCUACAACAUGACGAUUAGAUGA